AUGGACACUGUGUUUGCGUUUUUCGACAGUGCACGAGGCUCGAUGCCGAACGAAUUCGCGAAUAAGCAUCAAUUGGAGCAUUUGGAUGACGCAGAGUUUCAUGAUGAAGAUGAAACCAGAUCGGGGAAUCAUCUAGGACAUCACACUUGCAGUGCGCGCAGCCCAAGAUGCAGCAUGGUCAUCUCGACUUCUAGGAGCGUGAACGACUUCGACUUGCUGUCGGUGGUUGGAAAAGGCGCUUACGACAAAGUGUUUCUGGCAAAGAAGAAGCAAGGUAAAAAUGCUGGUCGUGUGUAUGCAAUGAAAAUGCUGCACAAGUAA
Molecule: messenger RNA, 321 nt
Organism: Peronospora farinosa
Lineage: Eukaryota; Oomycota; Peronosporomycetes; Peronosporales; Peronosporaceae
Source: the annotation of a GenBank genome assembly